Molecule: messenger RNA, 1815 nt
Organism: Megachile rotundata (alfalfa leafcutting bee)
Lineage: Eukaryota; Metazoa; Arthropoda; Insecta; Hymenoptera; Megachilidae
Biological process (GO): mRNA splicing, via spliceosome
Cellular component (GO): U2-type spliceosomal complex
Source: RefSeq, a predicted model, not a curated record
UGUCAUAUACUAACAGUGAUUGUUAAUGUUUGUACGAACAAGAAAUUGCUAGGAAUGUAAGAUGUAAAAUCUGAAUUGUAUAAUCAUAAAAUUAAUAUCAUACUUGAUUCUUCUUUAAUAAUGGGAGGUGGAGAUUUGGUAGAAUCUGAAAAAAUCAUGGCAUCCAUCUACUAUGAAAAAUAUAGAGAAGGUUUGGAAAGCGGAGCAACAACAACAUCAGGAAAAGAAAAAAAUAGCAGAAUUAAAGAAAGAAUUAGAAAUUGAGAAAGACAGAGAGGAUAUGAAAAAGUAUGCAAUGGAACAGGGUGUGAUAGAAAAAAAGGAUGACAAAAAAUUAGAUUGGAUGUACAAAGGACCAAAUCAAUUAGUUAAUAGAGAAGAAUAUUUACUUGGACGUCCAAUUGAUAAAUCUUUUGAGCAACUAGCUCAAGCAGAAAAGGAAGUAAACCAAGCUAAAAAUCAUGUUGAACAUGAAUGUAUUCCACCAUCACUGCGUUUCUUCUCUGGAAAUGAACAAGUUGACUUGGCCAGAAAGAUGCAAGAAGAUCCUUUGUAUGCUAUAAAGAAGAAAGAAAUGGAAACAAGGAGUCAGUUAUUGAAAAAUCCUGUUAAAUUAAAACAACUGAGACAGUUGCUGGAACAGCAAUCGAAGAAAAAUAAAAGUGAAAAGAAACAGAAGAAGAAGAAAAAACAUAAACACUCUGCAGAUAGUGAUGAUGAAUCACAAUUGGACAUGUUAUUAGUUACUAAAUACAAACAACUGAAAGAAAGGAUUAAUGAUAAAGACUUAAUAAAAUCUAUGAAAAAAGUCAAACAUAAACGAAAAAAGAAAUUAAAAAACAAACAUGAUUCCACUGAUGAAUCUGAAAGUAGUAGUGAAGAAAAUUCAAGUGAUGAAGAUGUAAAAAAACACAAAGGAAAAGCAAGCAAAAGCAGAGGAGAUAUUGAAACUUGGAAACAUGGUAAAGACAAGUAUGAUGUUGAUAAAAAGGAAAGUAAUAAACAAAUAUCUAAAAAACGUAUCAGAAGUCGUAGUUCAAGUACGGAAAGUAAUAGCAAUUCAGUUCAUAAAAGAAGAAACAAUGCACAUAGAAAAGACACAAAUAAAACUGAAAAUAAAAAUUAUAAUUCAAGAAGUCCACGAAGUAGGGAACACAGUUCUCAUAGAAACAAAUAUAAUCACAGAAGCAGAAAUGAAGAUAAAUAUACAUCAAGUAAAUUACAUCAAAAGGAAAUAACGCAUUCUAAAUCACUUACUGAUACAGUUCAAAAAAAUUCAAAAGAAGAAAAUUUAAACAAGGACAGAUGGAAUUCCAAAAAGAAACACACUCUUACAGAAGAAGAAAAAGAGAAACGUAGGCAAGAAAUGAUAGCAAAUGCAACGUGGAGAGAUAAGGAAUUAGAGCGGAAUGUUAAAAAAUAUCGUGAGGAAGAAAAGAAAGAGAUUGAUAGUAGUAAAGUAUACAAUCAAGACUUUGUUAGGAAACAAUUGGCAGUUGCUGCAGAAGUUGGCACCGUUGCGUCCAGAAUUAAAGCUAAUAUAAAUAACAUACAACGAUCUGGCAGAGCAAUGGAUACAAACUUUGCUAAAAGAUAAUUUUAAAUAACAAUUAAAUGUGUACAGUUGUGUAAAAGUUAAUUCAGUUUUUUGUAUAAAGUAGUACAGGAUUGCAAGUGUUAAAUAUUAAGAAAUAUAUUUUUUAACAUAGAAUAGCGUACUUUAUCAAUAUAAAAAUACACAUUUUUAGAUAGAUUUAUCAUUCUUUGCAAUUUCGAUGGUUUAUUUAUAUAAAAAAAACUUUUUUAUCGGAAAAA